Apis cerana (Asiatic honeybee) is the source of this 2039-nucleotide messenger RNA. RefSeq lists its product as uncharacterized. NCBI's taxonomy places the organism in Eukaryota, Metazoa, Arthropoda, Insecta, Hymenoptera, Apidae. The record is from RefSeq and is a predicted model, not a curated record.
AGUCUCGCCCGGUCCCUCAGACCGAGAGUGUUCCAUGAAUGGGCGCGUUUACAACUCGGCCAUAAUACAAUCCGUGACAACAUCAUCCUCCUCGAUUAAUCAUUCGUUUACCCGUCGAAACGCAAUAAAUAUAUCCACAUCCAUUGAUCGAUCCAAUCGAUAUUUAUCUGAAAAAAAAAGCAAAAGAAAAGAUCUUUUCUCAUCGGUGAUAUUGUUUCUCAAUCACAUGAUCGCGCACCGUGGACAGAUGGAAUUAUCAAUCGACGGAUUGAAAAGAGAAGUGAAUCGAUCCUGUGGCGUGUUUGAAGUUUCUAUCGUUUCCAUGAUGCUUGCUUGCUUGCUGUUCAAGUGUCGAUCAACAAGUAGCUCGUAUAUAUGUAGAAAGUGUGUUACACAGUGUGCAAUUCUGGUUGAUUGAAACGGGUUGUUGAGUGGGCCAGAAAUUAGUGUCCCAUAAAGUGAGAAGUGACAGCAUACGUAAUUACUCGGUCGGUCAAAGUGACGGUCAUCCUCCGUUUCGUGUACGAGUGACGCACUCGGUUGGAUCAUAGUCGAGAGAGUGAUUACGAUUAACAAUCGUGCCCGUUUAAUUGGUGAUCAGUUCGCCUCUCGAUGCGCCUCUCCAGCACAUGGAUUCGGUCUCGAUUCUGAAUUCCACAAUUUCUCGUGUUUCGAUCCUUUUUGAAAAUCGGUCUUAAAUCCGCUAUGGAAGAGAAAAAGGCGUACAUCGUGAAUCAUAGUGUCGUGACUCGUGAUCGAAAAAUUUUCGAGCGUAUAUUUUCAAUAUUUUCAAGUGAUCUUAAUAAUUUUGGCCUUUCGGGUUAGAUUAAUUACUUCGCUUCUGAUCGAAACAACCGAUAGCGUUACAUUUACGUUACACACAAGACAGGUUAGAUUAGUAGUCUAAGCGAUCGAUCCACAUAAACGAAAUAUUAAUAUCGCAUAAUAAAUUAAAAAUCUAAUUAGAAUUUUGAAAACACGGAUAAUAAUAUCGAUUGUCAAGAUCGUUAAGAAAACAAUAACAAUGCGGAUCCAAAAUUAUUCUCGGCCCGUGUAAUCAACGAAAUUAAAACGUUCCAAUUUCUCUCUCUUUCUCUCUCUCUCUCUCCCUCCCUUCCUGUCUCCCUCUGCACUGCGAACGAUAUCGAGAUCGCAACUAUCCCACGAGAGUCGAUAUCGAUCGAUCACGUUCAAUCUUGGUACUCGAUCGAUCGGUUAGCCGAAACUAUCGAAACGAGAGAUUUUGGACGUGUAUUUGUAUUUGCACCGAGGAAGAUUCUAUCAACGAUAUAUACCAGAGUGGAGUAGAAUUUACCUUGGAAUCUUGGGAUGAGGAGAGAGGGGGAGGGGAGAGGAUGACGGUUGUUCCAGGGCAGCUGGUAACCGCCCGGAUGGCGGGAAGAUACGUUGACGAGAAUUAUCAGUUUCCGGGAUUCUAGGGAGUGGAAUGUGAGAACAGAGGGAGGGGGGAGGGAGAGAGAGCGAGAGAGAGCGAGGGAGAGAGAAAGAGGGAGAGGGAGAGAGAAAGAGAGAGAGAGAGAGAGGAAAGUCGACACCAUAGCUUCGGAAAUAGGAGGGAAUUCGGUGUCCCAGACGCUGGACACAGCGGGAUCAAGGUCUCCAUACUGGCAGUGACGUCGAUGCACAUCUGCGCGCGAAUAUUCGCGUGGGCAUGGGACUUUCUUGUCGGUGGCACAUCGUAUCCAAUGCAACACACUGUGGGCAUAGAGGUGCGGGUAACCAACGAGGUUUUACCCAGCGCCACAGAGGAAACUGUGAUAAAAGAUGCGGCACCUCCUUGGACAACUAUGUCCGUCCUCAACAGUCGAACAACACCAACAACCCCCACAAACAACUAUCCCCAGUAUUUAUCUCCUCACGUGUUUCAAGGCCGGAAUUCUCUUGGCUGCACCAAUGAUUACACACUGCGCAGAAGACGUCCCAUGACACUUCGAAUCGGUCCACGUUUGAGUCUUCCAAAUAAGAGCACAUCGGCUCCAACGACUACGACAGAUGGGGAUUGGCCAGCAUUAGGGUAA